This is a messenger RNA of Colletotrichum chrysophilum, 1494 nucleotides long. RefSeq lists its product as uncharacterized. The coding region runs from base 1 to 1494 and encodes 497 amino acids. The transcript has 3 exons. NCBI's taxonomy places the organism in Eukaryota, Fungi, Ascomycota, Sordariomycetes, Glomerellales, Glomerellaceae. The record is from RefSeq and is a predicted model, not a curated record.
AUGGUAGGCCAGAUCACAUACACUGAGGAGCAGAUUCUCUUCAUUCUGCGCUUGUCUCUUGAAAACGAGAAGCGCAACGAGAUUUUGAGACAGUACCACCAGCGCUUCAACAAGCCUCUCACUGCUUCACAGCUUCGAUAUGUGAAGGGCAAGUACGGCCAUGACCCCGAGUUCGGCACGGCGUUGAUCAAUGGAGCUCUUCCCACAAAUGGGGGUGCCAGAAAGACAGCACCUCCUUCGCCGCCGCCAAAGCAGAAAACCCGAAUAGUGAUUAAGAGGCCCAACAACUCCAUCAACCAAGGUUCUUCAAACACGCAUUCACCCUGCCCAACUCUGCCAGGGCCAAUUCAACACCGCGGUCCUCAGCACAUUACCACUGGCCAUGCUCCUCUUCACUGCCAAGACCGCGCCUUCACCGGAUAUCCCCAGCAAACGAUACGAACCCAAUCUUCACUUCGGUACGAAGCAUAUCCUCAGCCCACAGGUAUCACGAACAAUGCCGUAUCCAGCCAUCAGCCACCACCCCAGCCGGACCCAGCCUGGGCGCCAAUCUGGGAUCCUGACCACCCUUACGGCUAUCAACCCGUCCUGGAGCACUACAAGACUCAGUACAACCUCAAUGGCUCAAGCAAGCCGGCCACCAAGCGCAAGCGCGAAGACUCUGAUGACUUUGGGGAGCAGGCGAAUGGAGCAUCUCUCCAAGAAGAAUAUGCCGUCGACGCCAAGCGUGUGAAGAUGGAGUCACCGGCCAUGAAUCUCCAGUACGCAUACCCCGACUACGAUCCGGCCGUCGCCCACAACUCCUCCUGGUACCAGACCCAGGUAUCUGAGACCACGCAAAUGAACGAGAACAUCGCUCAAGCUGUGUCGCCUCUCACCGGCUUACUCAACCAAAUUGAUACCGAGUUUCUGGCUCAAGGCAACUCUCCCCUCGCAAUGUCUACGGCGCCUAGCUUUUCAACAUUGCCAAUGUGUCAUCCAUACACCGGAGCGAUGACCACAGCCCCGAUCUCCGCCUCAUACCUCCAGACUCCCCAAAUGGGCUACUUUGACCCCUACCCAGACGCGACUUGGUGCCCCGGCAUGGACACAAAUGGGACCUUACUGGCAUCGUCUCCAAACUCUUUGCCCUCGCUGUCCAAUCAGAAUUCUGGAGUUUCAAGCAACGAGACAACGUCCUCGUGGACGACCCCAUACCUCGACAACAUGAACGAGGACGGCUGGCACAACACCUCCAGCCCUUUGGAGAACUCCCUUCUCAGCACACCAAUGUUUCAUCCGGCCUUAAAUCAGGCCUUGACUCCGUACAUGGACCCGGCUCUCCUCGAUGACGACCAGAGUGGCGCAGAGACGGGCCAGACGCAAUGUUCUGAUCAUGCCGUCAAGCAGGAAGAAGACACGAUGCGUUCCGACGAAGACGGCACCUUCGACUGGGAGGACAUGUUCGAUUUUGGAAGCAGCACGAACGACGAAAGUGGACAAUCUCAGGAUUGA